AUGGAGAUUCAACAUCCCCCGCAUGAGUUUGCGGAACCCGUUCUUCAUUUCCAGCACUCUUCGCACCUUGAACCUGAACCUGCGCCUGCGCCUGGGCCACUUCCCACUACCGAAUCCCUAGACGAGCAGCCUCCAAUCCCCGCCAAAACACAGCAAGACGUCAUCGAACCACAGUAUCCUCAACCGUCUCAAUUAAUCUCAGACCAAGAUAUCGUCACGAAUGGGCUUUCUCCGCUAGGACAAGUCCCAUCACUGUCCCCGGACCUUGACAAAGACGACGCAAGCUCAAUUCUCAGUGAUCUACCAUCCGAAUUGGAUGAGCCUGCUGCAGAACCUGAACCAAUAGAUUUUGAUUGGGAUGGCCCCGAGGGACAUCAAGUUCUCCGACUCAAGCCAACCGUUGAGCAAUGGAACGACUUUCCGGCCAAUCUCGCAUUUGCCAGAAGUCUUAAGGCUGAAAGCCAUGGUUGUUUUAAAAUUGUCCUUCCUGAGGAACUCAUAGAAGACCUCCCAGCAAAGGACUCUCAAAAAGUACCGGCGAAUGCUUAUCGCCCAACCCAAAUAAAAAGGAACAGUUUCUGGCGAGUUGACACAGUUCCGUCCGUCGGCAGUUUCAACUCGUCCGUUACAGGUGCGAAAUGCAAUGUCACGGCGAUCAAAGCCAUCGAUCAGCUCAGAAAACUUUAUCGCAAGAACGACCACAAGCAGAUUCGCAAUGUACGUUAUCGAGUUGACGUGCCUGCAUGGACUCCCGAACAACGCCUUGAAGCCGGGGUUCCUGAAAAAAGCCCAAUUUAUCCCCUCAAAGGCGAUAAGCUGGAUAACACAAAAGCCAUAAUUCCUGGAAUCCAUACUCCAUAUGUGUAUGAAUCAGGGCCCCAUUUCGGGGCAAGCUUUCAAAUACACGCAGAAGACUUCCGGUUGGUUUCGCUCAACCAUCUAUACAAGGGACGGAAAAUCUGGAUCGUUGUGCCAUCGACUGCGGUGGAUGUAGCAGAAGAGGCCCUUGGCCGCAAGGACAAGUGCUCUCAGUUCAUGCGGCAUCGAGCCGAGUUUUUCUUUCCCCAGAAACUGGAAAAACUUGGCAUACCUUUCCGCAUCAUUGACCAGCGCCCUGGCGAGACAAUAGUAAUUCUCCCAGAUGCAUACCACGAGGGCUUUAGCACAGGAUAUACGAUCGCUGAAGCCAAGAACUACGCUGAUGAUGCUUGGACGACGAGCACCUACCAGCCAUGUGAGGCAAAGUGCCAGCUGGCCACGGCCAUCCCAGCUGACUUGCUGAGGCCAUUGCAAGUGGGAGAGACACAGCUCGACCUGUGUGCUGGUUUUGAUUUGGCGGCAGAGCAGGAAUCACCUCCUGCGACACAAACACCCGAAAAGACAAAGAGACAUUUCGAGGACGACGGACAAAAUAUUGGGAACACUAAGAGGACUAAGGUCUAG
Messenger RNA from Fusarium musae, 1443 nucleotides. RefSeq lists its product as uncharacterized. The coding region runs from base 1 to 1443 and encodes 480 amino acids. NCBI's taxonomy places the organism in Eukaryota, Fungi, Ascomycota, Sordariomycetes, Hypocreales, Nectriaceae. The transcript has a single exon. The record is from RefSeq and is a predicted model, not a curated record. Gene Ontology annotation, molecular function: histone demethylase activity. Gene Ontology annotation, cellular component: nucleus. Gene Ontology annotation, biological process: chromatin remodeling.